AUGGGUUAAUUCCUUUAUAAAUAAGGAAUUUGGAGAAGGUAUGGAUCUGAUAUGCAAAAGGAGAAAUUAUUACUUUUAUAAUAAGUGAAAUUCAUUAUGAUAUUGAUAUAGCUACUGAUGCAGAAACAGACAUUUAGGAUGUAAAUGUAAAAGUAUUUUUUCAAUUUAUAAGGAUUCUAUAUAUCUUUGCAUAUAGAUCUACUUAAGGAGUUUCAAGAUAAAAUAUAAAAUUAUCAUUUCUGAAAUUAUUAAGAUUAAAUUGA
Paramecium pentaurelia is the source of this 263-nucleotide messenger RNA. NCBI's taxonomy places the organism in Eukaryota, Ciliophora, Oligohymenophorea, Peniculida, Parameciidae. The record is from the annotation of a GenBank genome assembly.